Molecule: messenger RNA, 2286 nt
Organism: Colletotrichum paranaense
Lineage: Eukaryota; Fungi; Ascomycota; Sordariomycetes; Glomerellales; Glomerellaceae
Product: fungal specific transcription factor domain-containing protein
Exons: 2
Coding region: 1-2286 (761 amino acids)
Biological process (GO): DNA-templated transcription; positive regulation of transcription from RNA polymerase II promoter by galactose
Cellular component (GO): nucleus
Molecular function (GO): RNA polymerase II cis-regulatory region sequence-specific DNA binding; zinc ion binding; DNA-binding transcription factor activity, RNA polymerase II-specific
Source: RefSeq, a predicted model, not a curated record
AUGUUCCACUCCUUUGACAGCCGCCGCAGCCCCGAGGGUUCGGCCGUGAGCUCACCGACAACUUCACGCAAGGUCAACCGCUCAUGUCAGGAAUGCACGAGACGCAAGGUCAAGUGCGAUGGUGGACAUCCUUGUGCGAGUUGUCAGUACUACAAGGUUGCAGAUUCAUGCGAGUACAGGCAGCGUAGCAGACGACAUGCUGUGAGCAGGAGGAUCAUCAAGGCUGACGAUUACCCCAGUACUCUCGAAAAGACCUCAGAGCAGCUCCGCGCCCAGUCUAGCGUGCUGCAGAAACUCUUCCCUGAUGUUGAUGUGAACGAUCUAGUAGGCAAGAGUCGAGCAGAGUUGCUCGCUUUGUUGCCGCGAGAAUCUCUCUUUGUUUUGCGCUCCUCGGUUCCGCAAGCCGACCCUUCACCAGCUGGUGUCUCAGCAGCCGAUGAGGAUGACGAUGAUGACGGCCACGAUGAUUCGGCACAAAAUUCUGAAAAUGGAGAUGCUGCAAACGAGAGACGAUGGGAUGAGCCAGCCCAGCAGCCGGCGGCCCUUGGCUCUAGCGACGAUAUCAACGCCAUCAGUCUAGCAACAGACCAGCAUCGCCGCUCCUAUCUCGGCGUCACAUCCAUGAGUGCCGUUCUCAGGGUGAUAUUUCGUCUCUGUCCAGCUGCCAAAGAGCACACAGCUCAGAGGGCAAAGGCCUGGAACGAUGUCCAUUAUCAGUCUCAGCUGCUUCCGUCACUCUCUCUUGUCAGCCCCGGCGCGGGCAUGAACCCUCUGCGGGAACAGCGCUGUAUCGACUUUUACUUUGAUCACAUCCACCCAGUAACACCGAUUCUCAAUGAAGAUGACUUUAGACGCAACCUUGCGUCAGGAACUCGUCUUGAUGGCUCUUGGCUGGCCCUACUCAACAUGGUCUACACUCUGGGCUCCAUCGCCUCCGGCAGUGACUCCCUCCACGUUCAGUACUAUAAACAGGCACGCGCUUACCUCGAUCUCGAUUCCCUGGGCUCUGGUAACAUGGAGAGUCUACAAGCUCUCUGCCUUCUUGGGGGCUACUACUUGCACUACCGAAACUCGCCCAACAUGGCGUAUGCUGUUCUCGGUGCAGCUCACCGCGUCGCAAUAGCCCUAGGAUUGCAUCGAGAACCCGCACGCAGUCGUGCCGAGAACGUCACGGAGCACAGUAAUUACCUCUCACGCGCCGAAACGCGUAGAAGAACCUGGUGGAGUCUUUUCUGCCUCGAUACGUGGGCGAGCAUGACCCUCGGCCGCCCUACGUGUGGCCGAUGGGACAGCAGUACCAUGGACACGCUCUUACCCACGCCAUUGUUUCCCGAUGACCACGUAGCAGCAUCGUUACGAGCAAGCUGUCUGUUCUGCCACAUCUGUGACAGGAUUCAGCAUCGUUUUGCGCAACCCGCGCGCUUAUCCGCCCGCGAGGCCAUGGCUUUCGACCGAGAGCUGGUAGAGUGGCACGACUGUCUUCCCGACUUCCUCAAGAACCCAGCAAAUUCUCCACCUCGUCUAACGGAAGCUCGCGAAUUCAUGCGGAACCGCUACCUCAACGUCCGACUCAUCCUUACGCGAAGCUUCUUACUCUACCUAGCCCACGAUUAUUCCCUCAGACGCGGCGCCAACGCCAUCUCGACUGUCCCUGGGCCUACCCCUGACGAGCUAGCCCUCGUUGAAACCUGCCGCUCCGUCGCCAUGGAGGCCAUCGACGCCAUUACACUCUACUGGACACCUAACCGCAUCCACGUUUGGAACUCGGCAUGGUACCUUUUCCAAGCAUGCAUGGUUCCAAUCCUCUCCAUCGCCAUUGACACACAUGUGCGUAACUCGGUUCAUAAGCAGCAGCAGCAGGAACAAUCACAAUAUCCACCGCCACCAUCCACAGUCCCCUCGCAAACACCACAUCUGGGAAUACUACAGAUGCCAACAGCAGCGACAAUCAACUCCCCCGAGCACAACAUCUUCCUACCCUCUUGGUGCGCAAGCCUCACAAAAGCCCUCGAGCUCUUCAACGAUAUGCGCUCCUGGAUGCGCGACUCGGAUCGCACCCCCGAUAUUGUCGGCGCCCUAUACGAGGCCGUUACCACCGACCUCGAAGGCUCCGGCGCCGGCUCCGCCAUUCGUACGCCCUCGACGGAAAACAGUAUAGACAUGUCCAUGUGGUGCGACGAGCAGCUGGUGGAGAUGGACUGGAGUGCAUUCCUGGGCGGUGGUGAUGGUGAUGGCAGUGGCGGCGUUGACGGGAUGCAUAACAACAACAUGUUUGUUUUCACGUGA